This is a messenger RNA of Trichomonas vaginalis G3, 831 nucleotides long. RefSeq names its product putative TM nitroreductase family. Bases 1 to 831 code for a protein of 276 amino acids. Gene Ontology annotation, molecular function: oxidoreductase activity. The record is from RefSeq and is a predicted model, not a curated record. The transcript has a single exon. NCBI's taxonomy places the organism in Eukaryota, Parabasalia, Trichomonadida, Trichomonadidae.
AUGUUAGAAGUGAAGGAAUUUUCACUCAUUGAAGCAUUCAAAACGAGGCAAUCAAUUAGAACAUAUACUGGAAGUGUAACUAGUGAUGUUCAUGAGAAAAUUGCACAAAUUGUUCAAGAAGCAAAUAAAGUGAAAGGCCCUUUUGGAACGUUUGCGAGUAUUGACAUCACAGGUGCUGGAGUUGGUCGUAUUGGCUUCAUUUCUAAUGAGGCUGGGUGGAUUGUUCUUAAAAUCCCUUUAGAAAAAAAUGGAGCGCCAGAUUAUGUUAAUUUCUGCAUUGAUGCUGCAUUUAAAGCUAAUAUUGCAGUAAUGAAACUCACUCAGAUUGGAAUUGGCACAUGUUGGGUUGGUGGAACGUAUUCACAAAAAGAAUGCGAAAGGCGAUUCCCAGGAUUUAAAAUUCCAUGUGUCGUUUCUUUUGGUUUUGACCACGAACGACGAAGUAUGAUGGAUAAACUCAUUAACCUUGUCAAGUCCAGUGGAAGAUAUGAUUUCUCCGUCAUAUACUUCAAUGAAAUUACUCAAGCACCACUUCAAAAUGCUGAUAAUAAUAAGCUCAACGAAAUCCUUGAAUGUGUUAGAUGGAGUCCAUCAGCUGUGAAUAGACAAUCAUGGAGAAUGAAUGUCAACAUUCCAGAAAGAAAAUUCAAGGUAUUUGAUUACUACAAUCUCUCAAACAGCUACUCAAUGUUUGAUAUAGGCAUUUUUAUUUCAGGUAUAUAUUUGUUAACAGAAGGAAAGUGCAGAUUUGAUGUAAGCCCUUCAGAUGAAAAAUUUCACACCGGUGGAAAAUAUGUUUGCACGAUUUAUGUUGAAGAAGGCGUAUUUUGA